UAAUGCAGCGGCGUUCUAGUGUGACAAAUCAUGGAUUUCAUUAGAAUUCGUGCAGCAGCGUACGGUCUACUGUGGAUGAGCUGCACGAUAGCGCGAGAAAUGGAUUACUGUUUUGUGAAUGAAACCGACCCUUAUCGGAAUUUCGGAGUUAAAACGCCGUAUCGGUUUGCAAGCACUGGGACAUUUGAACGGGUGGUAAUACCAAAUUGUAAAGCCGUUCGACUCUGGAUGUUAGCAAGACAUGGAACGCGUUAUCCGCAGGAAGAGGCGGUCGAUCGAUUACAAGAGUUGCAUACCAUACGUUGGAAAAUCAUGUACCAUCACGAGAAAGGGAUGGGUCGUUUGUGUGAUGAAGACGUGGAAAACAUCAGGAGAUGGCACCCCCAUCCGCAUUUGACAGAACAAGACGCUAGCAAGAUCACCGACGAAGGGUGGAGAGAGGGCGAGGAACUCGGAAAAAGGCUGAAGGACGCAUAUCCGGAACUUUUCCAGUCGUCAAUUAAAGAUAUCAAUUCUCAUAAUUAUCGGUUCAGAUCUAUAAAGGCUUCACGAAGUAUCGUGAGUUUGCAAGCUAUGAUAAAAGGUCUCUUUGGUGAUGAAUCUGCUGUUGAACUCGUGCCGAAUGAAAAAAGGGAUUCUCUAUUGCGACCUGAUAGGAAUUGCUAUCGAUGGUCCCACGCGGAUAGAAAAACUGAGGUGCAACGUGAUGAAUUCAUUCGUGGCCCUGAAUAUGCGGAACUGCAGCGGAAUGUGAGUCGUCGAGUUGGAUUCGACGUGUCCCCAGCAACCAUUCACAACAUUCAAGACAUGUGCCGUUUCGAGACAGCAUGGACCCGCGACAAAGUAUCACCGUGGUGUGCAAUAUUCAGUAAAGAAGAAUGGAAAAUAAUUGAGUACAUCGAUGACAUCCAGUACUAUUACUACUCAGGAUAUGGAGUUGCCUUGAAUAGUCUGAUCGGUUGUUUCCCAGCGGAGGAUCUCAUCAAUCAUUUCCGAGAGUCUGAAAAGUCUGGAACGCAGAAGGGCCCGAAGGGCUUCUUUUACAUGAGCACCUCAAGGGUUUUGAUGGAUUUCUUCCACGCAAUGGGAAUCGCGAAAGACUCGGAGCAUUUAUUAUCAAAUAAUUAUGGACGCAUGGCAAAUAGAAAGUGGAGGACAUCCUCAAUUGCACCUUUCUUCGCUAACUUCAUUGCUAGUUUCUACAGAUGCAGUGACCCUGGCUCCCCCCACAAAGUCACUUUCCACUUGAAUGAAAAGCUGAUAAUGUACGAAGGCUGUGAACAAGGCAUUUGUGAUUGGAACUAUAUAAAGGAAAAACUGGAAGAAACAGCCUCCAACUGCGCUGAAAAUUGUUACUGGAGCGGAAAACCAGCGCCGGAAGAUGAGCGAAGUAUUUUUCUGCUCAUAAUUGCGCUCUGUGUUUUAAUCAUUAUCUGUCAUCGCGGCAUCGCACGUACAUUACACAAGCUCAUUCGAUGUAAUUGGUAGUGUAGUCAUUAGUUUUACGUUUUUAGUAUUCAAUACUAUUUGAUUUGAAUCAAUGACUGCCGAAGU
Diachasma alloeum is the source of this 1554-nucleotide messenger RNA. Its product is annotated as multiple inositol polyphosphate phosphatase 1. The record is from RefSeq and is a predicted model, not a curated record. Gene Ontology annotation, molecular function: inositol phosphate phosphatase activity; acid phosphatase activity. The transcript is spliced from 8 exons. The coding region runs from base 31 to 1488 and encodes 485 amino acids. NCBI's taxonomy places the organism in Eukaryota, Metazoa, Arthropoda, Insecta, Hymenoptera, Braconidae.